Protopterus annectens (West African lungfish) is the source of this 1187-nucleotide messenger RNA. RefSeq names its product GINS complex subunit 4 (gene GINS4). NCBI's taxonomy places the organism in Eukaryota, Metazoa, Chordata, Ceratodontiformes, Protopteridae. Gene Ontology annotation, biological process: DNA-templated DNA replication; double-strand break repair via break-induced replication. The coding region runs from base 170 to 838 and encodes 222 amino acids. The record is from RefSeq and is a predicted model, not a curated record. Gene Ontology annotation, cellular component: GINS complex. The transcript is spliced from 10 exons.
CCGGUGUGUACGCGCCUUUUUUUGUUCCGAUAACAACUACUUUCUGUGAGUUACUACAGCCAACAAAUGUGUAUAGACUAUUGAGUGGUUGUUAAUGCCAAGAUUCACCUGCAUCACUGGAGAAGCUCUCUUGACCUGUGAAAAGCUGUAAUUUAGACUAGGGGAAGCGAUGGCAGGUGUUGACUUGGGUCUGUCUGAAAACUCAGAUGAGGAGGAAGAGGAAGUAAUGACCCCAGCAGAGCUCAUCGAGAGACUGGAAGAGGCUUGGUUGAAUGAAAAGUUUGCUCCUGAUCUGCUGGAGAACAAAUCAGAAAUUGUAGAAUGUGUCAUGGAACAACUGAAUCACAUGGAAGAUAAUCUUCGUCGAGCAAAAGCAGGAGACUUCAAGGCCACCAUUCACAGGAUGGAAAUUGAAAGAAUCCGCUACGUACUUAGCAGCUACCUACGUUCCAGACUACAGAAGAUUGAGAAGUAUUUCCCCCAUAUCCUUGAAAAAGAGAAAUCCCGUUUAGAAGGAGAGCCAUCCUGUUUGACUCCUGAGGAAUUUGCAUUUGCCAAAGAGUACAUGGCUAACACGGAGACCUACUUGAAGAAUGUUGCAUUAAAACAUAUGCCACCUAACCUUCAGACCGUAGAUUUCCUUAAAUCUGUGCCAAAACCUAACCUAGAUUCCUUUGUCUUUCUGAGAGCAAAGGAGCGACAAGAGAAUAUCCUGGUGGAACCAGAAACAGAUGAGCAAAGAGAUUAUACAGUAGACCUGGAAGUGGAUUCCCAACAUUUGAUAAGGUACAGGACAAUCGCCCCCUUGGUGGCUAGCGGAGCAGUGCGUCUCAUCUGAACAGUGGUGAUGGUGCUGUUGGGACACGUGUAGCACAUUCAACAUCCACAUUGUGAGAUGAUGCUGAAAAACCACGCACAGCCUAUGGAUAUUAAAGAAUUGUUGCUACAUAAACUGCAGGCUGGAAUUCUUCUAGCAGAUGAUCAUGCUUUGGUCCAUCUUGAAAAUGAGUGCUAACCCAGAAGUCAGAGAACUUUUUAUGAGUGAAGAAAGAGGAUUGUUUCCUGUGAUGAAUUUACAGAGCGACUUAAUUUCCUUAUGAAUAAUGGGUACCUUCAUCACUUCAGUUUAGGAGUGUGGGAGACAGGAAAAUGUACACAGAAAGUACAAAUAAAUUUCUUGGAUCUGG